Apus apus (common swift) is the source of this 1329-nucleotide messenger RNA. RefSeq names its product carbonic anhydrase 15-like. The transcript is spliced from 8 exons. The record is from RefSeq and is a predicted model, not a curated record. NCBI's taxonomy places the organism in Eukaryota, Metazoa, Chordata, Aves, Apodiformes, Apodidae. Bases 59 to 1039 code for a protein of 326 amino acids. Gene Ontology annotation, molecular function: carbonate dehydratase activity; zinc ion binding. Gene Ontology annotation, cellular component: plasma membrane.
CGCACUGCAGAGGGGGACGGGGCGUCCGGGGGGGCCGCUGCCCCUCCCCGCCGCCACCAUGGGCACCCAGGGGCUGGGGAUAACUUUUCUGACUUUGCCUCUCGUCGUGCGAGCAGCCGCGGGAGGACAGUGGUGUUACGACUCGCAGGACCCCAAAUGUGGCCCCAGCCACUGGAAGGAGCUGAAAGCCACGUGCGGCGGCGACAGGCAGUCCCCCGUGAACAUCGACAGGCGCCGGCUGCAGCGGGACGGUGGCCUCGGGGACAUCCUCUUUGAGGGCUACGACCAGGCUCCCCCGGGCAAGUGGAGGCUGGUAAAUGAUGGGCACACAGUGUUGCUGAGCCUGGCGAGCGAGCUGGCCCCUGAGCACAUCACCAUCAGUGGCGGAGGCCUCCCCGGCAGGUACCGAGCACUGCAGCUCCACUUCCACUGGGGCAGCCCAGCUGGGAAUGGCUCUGAGCACACCCUCGAUGGGCACCAGCUCCCCAUGGAGCUGCACAUUGUCCACAUGAAUGUCAAGUACCGAACGCUGGCAGAGGCCAAGGGACAUCCCAAUGGGCUGGCUGUCCUCAGCUUCUUCUACCAGGUCUCCGAAACCCCCAACACCAACUACAACACCAUCGUGGCGGGGCUGAGGAACGUCUCCCAGGCUGGAGAAUCCGUGGAUUUGGCCUCCACCUUCCGCCUGAGCACCCUGCUGCCGCGUGCCGGCCGGCUCUCUGGGUACUACCGCUACCAGGGCUCCCUCACCACCCCCGACUGCAGCGAGGUUGUCGUCUGGACCGUCUUCGAGGAGCCGGUGGAGAUCAGCCAGGAACAGCUGCGGGCAUUCGUCAGCACCCUGCACUUCCCGGCCACCGGCCCCACGCCCCUCAAAAUGACCAACAACUUCCGCCCGCCGCAGCCCCUCCGCAGCAGAAAGGUCUUCGCCUCCAGGGCGGCCACAGCCAGCAGUGGGUCCCUGUGCAGGGAGCACUGCCAGCUCCUCUCCCCCCUGCUCCUGCUGGCCCUGCUCGGCCCCUUCUCACCAACCCCCUAGGAUUCACCAGUCUCCGCACGAGCAUCCCUCCGCUGCGACGGUGAUGGGGCUGCAACCCCUCUGGUUCAUGGGGCAAAGGGGAAAAAAACAGCAAAAAAAGAGCAUGUUGAGACCUCGGCUGGGCAAAGAUUUUACAAACCUGGAUCUCUGUAGAGGUGAAUCUCUGCAAGCCUGGAAGCUCCCUGCCGUGCCCUGGUAGCCAGGUGUGGGGAGCUGGCUGGAGGGGAUGGUGGAGGGGCUGGAAUAAAGCCGAGGUGCUGGCUGCAGGUCACUGCCUCUUUGGCUCUGUG